AUGUUCCAAGACCUCAGAGAUUCCAACAGCUCAAAGUUCCAGGUCUCUGAGUUCAUUCUGUUGGGAUUCCCAGGCAUUCACAGCUGGCAGCACUGGCUCUCCCUGCCCCUGGCUCUGCUCUACCUCUUAGCUCUCAGCGCCAACAUCCUCAUCCUGAUCAUCAUCUAUAGGGAGGCAACACUGCACCAGCCUAUGGAGGCAACACUGCACCAGCCUAUGUAUUAUUUCCUGGGCAUCCUGGCCAUGGUAGACAUGGGUCUGGCUACCACCAUCAUGCCCAAGAUUUUGGCGAUCUUGUGGUUCAAUGCAAAAGCCAUCAGUUUCCCUCAGUGCUUUGUACAGAUGUAUGCCAUACACUGUUUUGUGGGCAUGGAAUCAGGCAUCUUUGUUUGCAUGGCUAUAGAUAGAUAUAUAGCCAUUUGUCGACCACUACGCUAUCCAUUGAUAAUUACUGGCUCCUUUGUGGUCAAAGCAACUGUGUUCAUGGCACUCAGAAAUAGCCUGACUACUAUCCCAAUUCCUGUGUUUGCAGCUCAGAGACAGUACUGCUCAAAGAACCAAAUUGAGCACUGUCUUUGCUCGAAUCUUGGAGUCACUAGCCUAUCUUGUGAUGAUGACAAGACAGUCAAGAGUAUCUACCAGCUACUUCUGGCCUGGACACUCAUGGGAAGUGAUUUGAGUUUGAUUAUUUUAUCAUACGCCUUGAUACUUCAAUCUGUAUUGAAGCUGAACUCAGCAGAAGCUGCAUCCAAGGCCUUAAGUACUUGCACUUCCCACCUCAUCCUAAUUCUUUUCUUCUACACAGUCAUUAUUGUCAUUUCUAUCACCCACAGUGCAGCAAUGACAAUUCCCCUCAUCCCAGUUCUACUCAAUGUACUCCAUAAUGUUAUUCCUCCUGCCCUCAAUCCCAUGGUCUAUGCACUCAAGAACAAGGAGCUCAGACAGGGCUUGUAUAAAGUUCUUAAACUGGACUUCAAAGGCAACUAA
Rangifer tarandus platyrhynchus (Svalbard reindeer) is the source of this 987-nucleotide messenger RNA. The record is from the annotation of a GenBank genome assembly. NCBI's taxonomy places the organism in Eukaryota, Metazoa, Chordata, Mammalia, Artiodactyla, Cervidae.